GAGAGUCGGGAGGUUUGGGACGGUUGGAGGAAUGGGACAGCUCGUUUAUCUCUCCAGGAGUUAGUUCAAACACGUUCAUCGGCUGCUCACGAGGUGGCGCUAGCAUACCGAUAGCCUGGCUGUAAUGGUGGCCGUCUUCACCGGACGGAGCUUUCUUUGACUACAACUCUCGUUUUUCACGUGUCAAAAGAAGAUGCCGCGGGUUUACAAGAGGAAGCAUCCCGACAGAGCUCAAACAUCGAACAAUUUGAUCCUGGAUGCUGUGAGAUUGGUGUGCGAUGAAAAGAAAAGUAUAAGAGACGUAGCAGAAGCUUUUGAAAUAUCAAAAUCAUUGCUUGGCCGAGCAGUGAAGAAGUACAGAGAAUGCGGUGACACAGGUGGCAUCAUGUUCAAGUCCAAUUUGGUCUGCGGAAUGGUCUUCACAACAGAAGAUGAAGUACUCUUGAAAGAAUAUUUGCUGAAAGCAAGCAAAAUGCAUUAUGGGCUUACGAGAAUGCAAGUUCGUUCACUGGCGUACGAGUUUGCAACAGCCUUAAAGAGGAAGUGCCCGGCGUCAUGGGAACAGAAGAAGGUAGCUGGAAGAGACUGGUUUAUGGGCUUUAUGGACCGACAUCCCGAGCUAUCGCUUCGAUCGCCAGAAGCGACCAGUCUGGGUCGGGCAACAAGCUUCAAUAAGAACAACGUCGAUGCUUUCCUUUCAAACCUGAAAAGUGUCUACGACCGAUACAAGCUAACUCCGGACCGCAUCUACAAUUGUGAUGAAACGGGCUUCACAACUGCACACAACCCACCAAAGGUAGUAGCAGCACGUGGGGAAAAGCAAAUCGGUCAGGUUACAUCCGCAGAACGCGGCGAACUGGUGACUGUUUUGUGCACUGUCAAUGCCAUCGGAAACGCCCUGCCACCAGUGUUCAUUUUCCCACGCGUGAGGUUUAAAGAUUUUUUUCUGAAAGGCGCCCCGGCAGGAAGCCUCGGUUUGGCAAGCAAGUCGGGCUGGAUGUCGAGCGAACUGUUUUUGCUGGCGUUAGAGCACACUGUGAGACAUACGAAGUGCUCGAAGGAGGAGCCAAUUCUCUUGAUACUCGACAAUCAUGAAAGCCAUGUGAGCAUCAACACCAUCAACAAGGCCAAAGAGAGCGGAGUCAUCCUGCUGACCUUUCCCCCACACUGUAGCCACCGCCUGCAGCCACUUGAUGUGUCCGUGUACGGACCAUUUAAAUCUCGGUACAACGCUGCUUGCAAUGAUUGGCUCAUAAAUAACCCCGGGAAGACCAUCUCCAUCCACAAUGUUGCACAACUAGUUGGAUCCGCCUACGUAUUAACGGUGACACAAAAGAACAUAAUCUCGGGCUUUCAGAAAACUGGAAUUUGGCCUUUCAAUAGCGAGCCCUUCACUUCGGAUGACUACAUGAUGUCAUCAGUCACUGACAGACCCUUAACGUCCGUAAGCUGAGAAGUGUCACGACAGACGGCCACCACCACCGAGAAAACGGACAGCGCAAGCAGACUGGAAAGUGAUUUGAA
Messenger RNA from Ixodes scapularis (black-legged tick), 1524 nucleotides. Its product is annotated as MFS-type transporter clz9. The record is from RefSeq and is a predicted model, not a curated record. Lineage: Eukaryota; Metazoa; Arthropoda; Arachnida; Ixodida; Ixodidae. Gene Ontology annotation, cellular component: nucleus. The coding region runs from base 194 to 1453 and encodes 419 amino acids. Gene Ontology annotation, molecular function: DNA binding. The transcript is spliced from 2 exons.